Emys orbicularis (European pond turtle) is the source of this 2520-nucleotide messenger RNA. RefSeq names its product transforming acidic coiled-coil containing protein 1 (gene TACC1). Gene Ontology annotation, biological process: cerebral cortex development; mitotic spindle organization; cell population proliferation. NCBI's taxonomy places the organism in Eukaryota, Metazoa, Chordata, Testudines, Emydidae. The transcript is spliced from 14 exons. Bases 19 to 2520 code for a protein of 833 amino acids. The record is from RefSeq and is a predicted model, not a curated record. Gene Ontology annotation, cellular component: cytoplasm.
GCUGGGAAAACUGCUCUCAUGGCGUUUAGCCCCUGGCAGAUCCUCUCCCCAGUCCAGUGGGCCAAGUGGACGUGGUCUGCUGUGCGAGGGGGGGGUGCUGGAGACGGUGAGGAUGGUGGGGUAGAGCGAGAGAUAGAGGAGGACGACUCGCAGGCAGAGACCAAAUCAUUGAGUUUCAGCUCGGAUUCCGAAGGCAAUUUUGAGACCCCUGAAGCAGAAACCCCAAUCCGGUCACCUGUAAAGGAGAUCUGUGACCCAUCACUGGGAUUGGAUGCAGCCGAGGCCAGGACCCAAGAAUUACGUGAAGAUGAUGAACACCUGGUAGCUGAAAUUUCAGAGACAUAUGUACCCCAGAAGCACUCCGAGGAUGAAGUGCAAUCGCCUCUUGCAGUUCUUCAAGCCGACAAGAAUUCUAAAGCAGAAACUGACUGCAAACUUGAUGAAGAUUCAUCAGUGACACAAGUUGCACCAGAAACGGAGCCGCCUUUGGAUAUUUCUUCAGCACUCACAAAAGAAACCGAUUCUCCAUCUUCAGUAGUGUCGGCUCCAGACCAGACUUUACCAUCCAAUGUACCCACAGCUACCCAAGAGUGGGUGAUGUCAGAAGAAGACAUGGUGGUCACUCUUGAAGGGUUGGCUGAUGCUGAGCCAAAGGCUGAAACUUUUGCCCUGGAGUCAGUGCCAAGCAAGAGCAAGCUCAAGAAAGUGAAACCAUCUUCUCUUAGGAAGAAAACAGCUGGAGAGACCCCAGAAACGGAAGCAGCCACGGAGGGCAUCCCUGUCCCCAAAGCAUCUUACCAGUUCAAUCCAGCUGAGUAUGAUGAGAAAAUAAACCCCUUUGUGAUGGGAGGUUCCAAAAUACAGAACUCUCCUGCAGCUCAGCAAACCUUCAUGGCUUCAAACAGCGACACCAAUGAUUCCGGGGUGGAGUUGGAUGAGGAGUCCCGGAGCCAUGCUCUGAAGCUGGAAUUUGAUUUUACGGAUGGGGUGGAGAAUGGAGAGGUCAAGAAAGCCGUGCCAAAGAAAAUUGGCAGGAAACCUGCCAGCAAACUAACUCCUAAACGACAAAGAGAAGCUGCUAAUAAACCUAUGAGUGCUGAUGGCCUGGAAAAGGCUCCAGCAGAGGUGCCUCUCCCCAAAGUCUUGUACCCGGUGGAUCCCAGUCAGUGGGACGACCCUAACUUCAACCCUUUUGGCAGCAGCUCGAACUUGCAGAACUCCCCACCCCUCCCAAAGGCUUCCUAUCAUUUUGACCCCAACAACUUUGACACAGUGGAUCCUUUUAAACCCACCAAGAGCUUAGCCAGCACAGCUGCUGACUCCUGCCCCACAGCUGAUAACAAUCUCAAUGAAAUUCUGGAGUCUCAGACCCUGGAGGUUCAGGGCGAGGAGCUGACGAUAGGCAAAGCCUCUCCGAAGAAGGCCAAGUCGCGCUUGAUAACGACUACUGAACAAGUGAAAUUUCUCUGUUUUCUGUUGAGUGGCUGCAAGGUGAAGAAAUAUGAGAUGCAAUCCCUGGUCCUGGAUGUUUGCACUGAGGAUGAAGGAGCAUUGAUCUCAAAAAUCCCAGAUGUUGCAAACUGUGAUGGCCAUGCUACUGAUGAAGAGAAGCUGGCGUCUACAUCCUCCAGUCAGAAACCAUCCGGGCCAGAGGUGAAAGGUGAGCCAGAAGACGACCUGGAGUACUUUGAAUGUUCCAAUGUUCCCGUGUCUACCAUAAAUCAUGCGUUUUCAUCCUCAGAAGCAGGGUUCGAAAAAGAGACAUCCAAACAGAAGGAGAAGGAUGGGCCCAGCGGCACCCUGGGCGAUUCUGGACUGUGCUCAAAGGACAAAGCCCCUGGGGCCAUGACGACCGGAGCGAGUGGAAGUGAAAGUCCUCUGGAAAGCAUUUGCCUCAGUGAAUCUGACAAAACAGCCGUGCUCACUUUAAUAAGAGAAGAGAUAAUCACUAAGGAGAUCGAAGCAAAUGAAUGGAAGAAAAAAUAUGAAGAGAGCCGACAAGAAGUCUUGGAAAUGAGGAAAAUCGUGGCUGAAUAUGAAAAGACCAUUGCCCAGAUGAUAGAAGAUGAACAGAGGACAAACAUGGCCUCCCAGAAGAGUCUGCAGCAGCUCACGAUGGAAAAGGAACAGGCCCUGGCAGACCUGAACUCCGUAGAAAGGUCCCUGUCGGAUCUGUUUCGGAGAUACGAGAACCUGAAGGGCAUUCUGGAAGGGUUUAAGAAGAAUGAAGAAGCUUUGAAAAAAUGUGCUCAGGAUUACUUAGCCCGGGUCAAACAGGAAGAGCAGCGGUAUCAAGCCCUGAAAAUCCAUGCAGAAGAAAAAUUAGACAAAGCCAAUGAAGAAAUUGCACAGGUGCGCACAAAAGCAAAAGCUGAGAGUGCAGCUCUCCAUGCUGGGCUGCGCAAAGAGCAGAUGAAGGUGGAAUCACUGGAGAGAGCCCUCCAACAGAAGAACCAAGAAAUUGAAGAGUUGACCAAGAUCUGUGACGAGCUGAUUGCAAAGAUGGGAAAGACUGACUGA